This is a messenger RNA of Colletotrichum truncatum, 1824 nucleotides long. RefSeq lists its product as uncharacterized. The record is from RefSeq and is a predicted model, not a curated record. Lineage: Eukaryota; Fungi; Ascomycota; Sordariomycetes; Glomerellales; Glomerellaceae.
AUGGAUCAACGAGGUAUUGUGGUGGUGAACGGCCUCUCCUGUACACAUUGCCGUCGCAAAAAGGUUAGAUGCAGCCGUGACACACCUACUUGCGAACGUUGCAACAGCCAGGGCCUGCCAUGUCACUAUCCUCAACGGCGUACAAGGAAAAGCAUUCGAAAAGAUGUACCACUUUCUCAAAGCACUGACAAUGAAACGUUGUCAUUGAUUCUUGAUCGAUUGCAACGCAUUGAGACCAGAUACACAUCUAAACGCUCUUCACCCAUUCCAGGCCCUGCCUCUCAGCGGCCUCGUUCUCCCGCCAGCCCUGCUUAUUUUACACCGGCAAAUGAAGUCUCCGAGUCUCCUUACUCGAGCCAUUCUUCCUCUCAUAGACCAUCGCCGAUGUUCUCUGUUGACAAUGGUAUGAACCUUUUGGCUACAAGACCAAAUAUUGAUAGCACUCCCCAAGAGCAUUCUUCACUGGACGUCGCCUCCAUUCUUGGCGAUACCUUCGAUCGAGUGCGAAAUCUUUGGCUAAAGAGGACGGUUGGGCUUCAUGCUAUCACAACGGAAGGCAUCCACAUUCCCCCAGACCUUGCAAGGAAAUGGAUUCACAACUACUUCUCACUCAACCCUACCGAGACGUUUCUUAGCCUCGUUGACAGAAAGAUGAUCGAAAUGAUGCCAGACAUGUUGAACAUGAAGCAUGUCACCCUUGACCCAUGUAUACUGGUCGUUUAUUAUGUCAUUCUUUGGCGAGGGUGCUAUCUUCUCAACUCAAGAUCAUAUCAGAGCCCGGAUCGAAAAUACGCUAGACAAUUGUAUCUUUGUUGUUUGCGCGCAAUACCGAGCUGGCAGCAAGAAGCGACUGGGUCUAUUACCGACUUCAUUGCCGCUAUUUUUAUGACCGGCGUUGCAACGGAAUGUUUUGACUUCGAGCUAAGCUUAGAGAUGCACCAGCUAGCAUGCGACUAUGCCAAAGGACUUCACAUGCACAGCCUUGACGGUCACGACUACUUCGCCGUAACAGGCUCGACGAGGACUGAUGAAGAUCGCAGGGGCAUGUGGGAACUAAUUCAGACCGACUUGUUCUAUCACUUGAUUUAUAACAAACCAGCAAAACUGUUCCCUAACCUUGACAGUUGGCAGGUCAACUUGCCGUGGCUGUCUCUGGACUCGACCCCACAUCACGAUAUCCCAAUUUCAACGAUUGCUUUUUUGUUCCGCAGCCGUGUAACUUUCGUUCUCAUUCACUUCUUCCAAACGCUGGAGACGCUUGAAAAUGAAUCUGAAGCUGUAGAGGCAAUUGAGCCUUUGUGCCACGAGAUUGAAGCUUUGUUCGAAGAGUGGAGAAUUGAAGAUUGGCUGCAGCGGUCGGCUGACGAUAUGAUUCAACAAUGGGUCCUCACCGAUGUCGUUCUUGUCGGUUACACCUGCAUCAUUUUCAUGCUUCGCAAAGCAACGUUGCUCAAGAGUAACUCACCCAACCCCGUCUCAUCCGAUGAGAACAUACCAAAGACAGAUUUCGCAACAAGAGCAUCUCGUCGGAUUAUGGAAUUGACGUAUCUUAUGCUCCAUGUCUGGGGCUUCCCAGCUGCGGAGGCCAUAUCCUACAUACUGGGUGCUUAUCGAGCCCACAUUGCCUACGCUCACCUGGCCAGCAAUGUAAUUAACUCAUCAACACCGGGAGAUAUGGCCGCCGACCUGGACUUACUAGACCGUGUGGCUCAAAGCAUGGAGACUGCUGUUCAAGAGGAGCAUGACUUUGCACCCUUGCUACGUGCAAUGAAAAAGAUUAAUGCUGAGGUCAGGGAAAGGGUUGUCGGUUUCUGUCAAUGGUAG